CUCCGUCUCAUUCAUUGCGUAGUCAUUUAAAUGCAGCCAUUGGCUUUUAAACAUGCCGUUCAUAUCCCGACAUCUAAUACCUCCUCAGACAACGUUCAUCCACAAUAAUGAGUGCCUUCAGGAAACUUAAGGAGAUUGUCCUUGGCCCAAGUGAGGCUGAAUUGUCGCCGGACAAAUUCGAAGAGGCUGCCAUACCCGUCUCCACAGGGGGUUGUAGGUACUGCUCAGAUCCUUGUGACCAAGGACAUGAGGAAUAUCCUGAUCGAUUGGACAUCGACAUGGAAUCACAGAUGCUUGGUUCCGUGAAGCCAUACCGUCGACAGGCAGUGAUUUCAACUGGCAACUCUGAUUGGCCAAGUCACAUCGAAUCGGAGUCCGGCUCCCUCGCAGCCUAUCUCGAGUCUGCCAUUUCAUCCUCUCCGAAACUAACUGUUCCUCCAAUCACACCCGGUACGCCCAGUACCGCCAAGAAAUUGCCUGGCGUCUUUGAUCCCUUAGAGACUUCGCGCAUAACCGUCUUGAACGGCAGUCAUCAUACUGUAUGCGAUGAUGCAAAGGAGACUGUACUUGUGCUUCCCGAUUACAAAGUCGUGGCGGAAGUCGAGCGCACCGCGGAGGGAGCGAAGGACCUGUAUAAAGCUGCACUGGACCCUGCUGUUGGGAGAAUUGGCAGGGUUUGGGACGGAAUGACAGUGAAAUCAUGGAUUCUACCGUACUCAUGCGUGAUAAUGAUUUGUUCGCAUAAGAGGAGAGACAACCGCUGCGGAAUCGCAGGUCCUAAGGUGGAACAUGGUCUAACGAUCGCUCUCGAACGUGAAGGUUGGGAAGUCCAUCGACAACUCGACGACCCUGCCGAUAGCGGAGCAUCUCUUGAAGAAUUUAAAGGAUCUGAUGAAGAGAAAGAUGCAGACAUUUUACAUCACCUCAAGUCUCUGCCUGAACUUAAGCGUGCCUUGAUCGUACAAAAUUCUCAUAUAGGCGGGCACAAGUUCGCGGGGAACUGCAUCAUCUAUUUUCCACAAGGCGUGUCGGUGUGGUACGGUCGGGCAAGCCCACACAACGUAGAUGCCAUCGUGAAAGAGACCGUCAUUGGUGGAAAAGUGCUACCACCACUCCUCCGUGGCGGACUUGGCCUUUCUCGUCCUGGCCAUCGGUCGUUGAAUGAGUGGUAAGGUGAAACACGUCGGCCUAGAACGAAGUAUCUAACGUCUGAAUAUAUUCUUCCAUGUAUUGUCGGUUAUCGCUACCUAUAUAGAGGAUGGCACUGAUUAAUAUGUAUUGUUAAGGCUCUACUCGAGUAUAUAAAACUUGAAUGAGAUGAACAAGCGUCGAUAGGAUAAGUAUCAUAUGCUGGUUGAGAUGGACCCA
Molecule: messenger RNA, 1368 nt
Organism: Somion occarium
Lineage: Eukaryota; Fungi; Basidiomycota; Agaricomycetes; Polyporales; Cerrenaceae
Source: the annotation of a GenBank genome assembly